Molecule: messenger RNA, 4403 nt
Organism: Bemisia tabaci
Lineage: Eukaryota; Metazoa; Arthropoda; Insecta; Hemiptera; Aleyrodidae
Molecular function (GO): carbohydrate binding
Source: RefSeq, a predicted model, not a curated record
AGGGGAGUAUACUGACGCAGUCACUGAUCAAGUGUUGAGAAGAUCACUGCCACGAUGGAUUUCGCGGGUGUUUCAUUGUUUCUUAGUUUAUAUUUCUACCACGUGGUAAGAAUAGGCGGUGAAAAUACUACCGCGAACACUUUGGAGGCAACCUGCUCAGGUACACCGGCACCAGAUGCUUAUCUGUUACGGUCAUGGAACUUCAAGAAAAUAUUUAAUGGCAAAGGACAGUGUAUGCCAAUUCAGCUUUCCCUCGAAUAUGGUUUCAGCCCUGGUUCAAAAUUACUGAUAGAAGGAGCUACACUCGAGGGCAACUGGUUUUCCAUAGAAUUGAAAUCCGUCUUAUUAGGAGAUAUACCUCUGCAUUUAUCCGGACGACCGUAUGAGGAGAAAUUUAUAAAAAAUAGCAAGACAAAUUCGAGUUCGUGGGGGGUGGAAGAAUUUGAAGAGAACUGGCCAUUUUAUUGCGGAAAGAAAUUCACUUUAUCCAUUGAAUGCCUAAAAGAAUCAUAUAAGAUGAAUGUGAACGGGAUCCAGAUGCGAGAGUUUGCUCAUCGCCUGCCGCACUCUAUCAUCGACGCGUUGCGCAUGAAUGGAGCUCUUGUGAUUAGUCAUGUUCAGUACGCAGUAUCAAGCAUACACCCUGAUAUUUUUUGGCCAAACUCUGACAACUCUAAUGCAACAACGACGCAAAUUACGCAGAAUCAAACCAAUGGGCAUGAUUCAACGGCAUCUCCGACCGAUCUUAAGGGUCCUAUCUUCAAUGCCUUCGACAGAGACAAGAAUUUAGGUGCCUCUAAGUCAAGAAAUGACAUAGUGCUCACAUCAAGCGAUUUUCUCGACAUUCAGCGAUCAUCAGCAUUUAUCGACAAAACCAUGGCGAUCGUAGACUUCCUCACAAAGUGGCCCAAAUUUCUCGUUCUCACAGCACCAAAGCGAUUCGGGAAGACAUCUCUGCUUAGUAUGUUUCGUUAUUUUUUCGGUAUCCCCAUACAUACUGCCACGGGUGGCGAAAACAAGAUACUUAAGGCGCAAACUUUAGAAAUAUUUCAAUCUCCGAAGUUAAAAAUCUGGCAGAACUUCACGGAGCUCGAACCAUUUCUGAUGUCGCACGCUGUAGUUACGUUCAAUUUCGGCACCAUAAUGACCAACUCUUAUGAGGACUUUUUGUCUUCUAUGAAAAUGUGCAUUUUCAGUGCAUAUACUGAGCACUCAUACCUAACGACGGGUAGCGAAUUGUCCAAAUUCGAAAAAGAAGAAAACCUUGCAGUUCUUAAUAAUUUCGGCAUAAUUGGGAGUCGGGACAUUAAAGAACAGAGUGGUCAAGUGUUGGUCAAACUAGUGCGUAGACACUUACGAAAAAACUCAAUGGUCUUUAUUGAUGACUAUGACAAACCUUUUAUCGACCUUCUAUUUGAUAAUCAUCGGCAUAUGGAAGAAACGUUUGAUCCUAUUGUAGUGUUCCUUGAGAAAUUCAUAGCAGCAAUCGCGAAGAAUGGCGACAACGCAAGAGUCCUCCUUACAGGCACCACCAAAUUUGGGGGAACCCUGUCGUCUGCAGAUAAUCUAAAAUUUGACAGUAUCUUUGAGCGACCAUAUUAUGCCAAUCACUUUGGUUUCACAUAUUCAGAGGUCGAAUAUUUAGCGAAAAAAUUUCAAAAAGGAGAAGAGCACCUUGAUGACAUCGAAAGAUGGUAUGGUGGCUAUAGCUGUAGCGAUGGCACAAAAAUAUUUCGGCCGAAUUCAGUCGUAAAUUAUUUUCACGACGGAGCGAUCGGUCAUUACUGGAAACUGAACAGCUCACCUUUUUCCCUGAGGAAACUUUCAAACCAUCCUACAACACAAGUGGGAUUUAAGAGUUUACUCAAAACCGGACGUGCCUUUGCAAUGGCGGAAAACGACCUAGGUUUGAGCCACAUCGUAGAACUCUUCUCAAACUGUUCCUCGAGCGAUGAUAUUUGUGACGAAUGGGUUUUCAAAUAUUUACUCGAUUCCGGUGUUUUUUCCAGAAAAGUCCCAUGGUUUCCGUCAGAGUGGCGGCCUGAAAUAGAGAUUCCAAACUGGGAAGUGGAAUAUCAGUUAAAGCGAGAAAUCCUGAACCCUUGUUUCUUGCAAGAUGUGUAUCAUAUUAACGAAGUAUCAUUGAGAAUUUUCGUAGAAGCUGCAGCCGAACUACAACCGGACGAUAAAGAAACAUUUCAAAAAUUUGUGAAUACAUUGCACUUAGUACUGAGUGUACCCGAACUUUCAAAUCAGGAAGCCAUGAGAAAUGUUGUAGUCUUCUCUAUUUUGAACAGCGAUUCCCAAAGCUUUGUGUAUAGAAAUGUCGAGCGGAUUGAAAAUGAUGAUGUUACUGUGGCCGAGGAGGAGCAAAAUAGGGACUUAAUCGCGCUCUUCAUGACCAAAAAUGAUGUUGCGGUGGUUUUAGCAUUAAAUUACCAAGACUCUUCGUCACUUGCCGUUCUGCACGAAAUCGUGGAACGACGAUACUUUGAAAAGUUUUACGAUAAACGCGUUAAAAGGCCAAAAGACUUACGUGAAGUACACAUCGGAAUCCAUUUUAGUGAAGACAGAAAGACAUCAAUUAACUACAUUACUGAUCCUAGGGACCCAAACAAUCUUCGCAAACGUAGUAUAAAGCUUGAGUCGGAAUAACUAACUAACAAGUCGUUCUUAUAGCGCUUCUGUGCGCUCUGCGACACUCAACCGCCACUGAUAGCGAUCCUGCCAGAGCUCUCCGGCAGAUCGCAUCUCCUCAUUUCCUGCCUUAUUCCCUCAAUCCACGAUUUGGCAGUGCAACCUCUACGCUUUCUGCCAGUGGGGACCAAAUCCAGAAUCUUCUGAGGCAACCUAUCAUCUGGCAUUCGUUGCACAUAACCGUACCAGACAAGCUGUUUUGUGAAAAUGCCAUGCACUAUGUUGUUUUCGACGUCUAUAAUUUCACGUAUCCUCUCAUUCCGAACGUGAUCCUCUCUCGACACUCCGGCCGAUCUACGCCAGUAGUCCAUUUCGGUUGCCUUAAGAAUGUCCUGGGACCGUUUCAUCAACUGCCACACCUCGCUGCCAUAGGUUAAUAUGCUUGUGUCGAAAUAAAAAUCUAAAACAAGCUCCAGUGGCGUGGCGUGCUCUGCGAUGUAUCGAUUGAUCUGCCAUUUAAACCUAUGGGAAAGGAUCGAUAAACAGGCUGUUUGCAACGAACGCCUUAAUAAUCGAUUCUUUACUAUAGCUUCAAAUGGAAAAUAUCGAUAAUAAUCGAUCGUUCACGCAUUACUCAUCAGCAAGCACAUGAUGCGGCAAGACAGGAGAGAGGGCGGGUAACAAAGGGCUCUUGAAGCCGAAAUUGUGGCCGAAAUGAAGAGUGAAGCCUUAAGUAUUGGGUUCCGGAGUCCGGGUGUAUAUAUAACUGGACUGGAGGAACGGCAUUGUAAAGCGUGGAGUAUCCUACGAAUUAGAAGGAGCCCCAGGGGAGAUCCUUGCGAAACGAAAUGAAACUUUCAUUUCGAUAAUCCUACUUGGAGUCUCGUGAGACUAUCAUUCAAAGUUCUGCAGGAAUUUUCCCUGUGAUUCUUCAAAAUGUGAGUUAUUAUCAUGUAUAAAUUUAUGUGUUUAUGUUUGUGUGUUUUCCUGUGAUAGUUUCCUAUGGGAAGUAGCCAGAAAUUCCCAAGGGUGGGAAAUUUUGGGAUCUCUGCUUGUAUCGGCUAGACAUCAAAACUAAAUGUGUGGCAACCUUUGAAAAUCUCGGGAGUCUGAUGGGGCUUAAAAUAUAAAUCGGACUAUUCCCCCAUUAUCUGAACGAUGGAGGAAUUAAAAAGUUUAAUUUCGACUUGUCAAACUUUUUUGAGUAUCUAGAAAGUUCGAAGGCGCUUAAAGUUGAUAUAGAAAUUUUUUAUUAAUCCCCACUAUCCAAACAGUUAAGAAAUUAAGAAGCACAAUUUUGACUUAGUAACGUUUAAAGAAGCAAUUAAAGUAAUAAUUUGCACACAUCAGUGCUCAGCCUUCAAACGUUGCCACAUUUUCUUUGAUGAAAAAGGAAUUUUCGGGGAAAUCAUGUUUCCUCUAAUUCUUCAGAGACUUUUAUUCGCACUUGAGUCUAAAUUAGCUGGAAAUUCCCAGAUAUAGUAUUCAUAAUUCUCGUAAAAAUAAACAUUUUUAGGAGGGAAUUUGGCAACUCUCGAAUGUUCAUACGGCGUUAUUCCUCAGUACGGCAGUAUUGUAGUAUGGGCACAUGCGAAGAAUGUUGGAAGAGAGAUUGCCCAUAAAGAAGCUUUGGAUUUUACGAGGGAAUGCAGUGGGACAAGUGAAGAAAACUAAAGUAUGACAAAUGUAAACGCUACUUGAUGUAACACUUGUCGAGGGGCUGGGGCUGUCUCCCCUUAAAGACCAACUGUAUAGAGAUUCCAAAA